CUAAUGUGGCUGGGUCUUUUGGCAGGUGGUGCUCACAUUGCAACAUGUCUUUCUAUCCCUGAGAUCUUUAUGCUGUAGCAAAAUGCCACCAUGCUAUCUACGGCUUCUGCUGAUCUUGCUGGUCCUGCAUGCAGGGACUGUGAACAACAUUUCUGGGAUACGCUGUUCAACAAAAAUCAAGGACGGCACGGAUGUUCAAAUUGAGUGCAGCUUACCUGUGGAUAAUAAGGUGGCUCAAGUGAACUGGAUGAAGAUACAGGAUUCAAAAAGAACACUGAUUGCUGUGUAUCAUCCCCAGUUUGGUUUGCAUGUCCAUCAUAACAGUUCCAAAGUAAAACUCAACUUUCAGUCCAGCACACAGAUGGAGCUGAUUGUGAGCAACUCAGAUGGUGUCAAGAACAGCACCUUUUGUGGUGAAUUUCACAUGUUUCCUGUUGGGAUUGUGGAAGAAUGUGCCAUCAUGGAUAUGCCAGAUCAACAGUAUACAGUUGCUGCUCCUUCACAUCUCAAAGUUGUGACAGCUGUUGUUGUACUGCUCUGCAUCCUGCUGCUCGGUGUACUGGGCUGUUUCAAGCUGAGAAGAAUGACAAGGAUGAAGCUCUUUGAUGUGCGGCAAGUAUUUCUGGUUGAUUCUGAGGCCAAGACAGCAGAACCAGAAGGUGGUGAAGUCUCCAGGCUUUAUAUGAUGAUUAAUGCAGACUAUUUUAGUGUCCAUGAAGCCAAUGCAGGGAUGGAAGAGAAGGACCUGCAGCAGCUUUUGCCAGUCUCUCUAGUCUCACCUAGCUUACAGAAUGGUAAUGAGAGUUAUUACGCAUUGAGAGAAGGGAAACCGACCACAUCUUCCCAGCAGUGCUGACCCAUCUCUUGGUUCCCUGGUUUCUGUUCAGCAUCCUCUUCUGGCUGGCAAAGCAAUAGCUUUAUUAUUAUUAGUGUCCUUUAUGGAAAGACAUAUUGGGUGUAGCUUGAGAUCAACAUGUAUAAAAGAUCUGAUGACACACACUUAAGGAAGGAAAAGUGGCAUCCCAUUUUUUACAAACACAAAGAAGUUAGGUGGGGUAGGUCUCCUACGUGACCCUCUCAUUGUUAUCCAGUACACAUAAUUAAAUACUCGUGACUGUGAAUUUGACCAUUUCAGACAGUCAGUCUGAAUAGUGGUUAGACAUGUAGGCAGGCAUCUCUCUUUCUAUUGUGGUUAGAAGUACAAGUACUCUUACAUUACAUGCCCACCUAAGCAGUACUGUGUUACAAAACAGGUUUUUAGUAGUGGCCUGUGGGCAAAAAUUAACACAGAGUAGGAGCAGUAUUAAGAACAAGGUCAGGGGUCCUGUAGCCUUCUUCACUAGCCCUGUAAUUUGUGCGUUAAUUAUUGUUGAAUGAGCUUUGUUGGUGAGAGACUGAAUAAAGGUGAGUCCUCCCACUACACGGCAGCAACAUUAGAUACCUUCCAAUACAGCAAUGAUCUGCGCUGUGCUAGGGCCAUCAUAACUCUGAAUUUAAGAGAGUGAAUGGAAAGAUAGAUGGAUGGAUGGAUGGAUUUUUCUAGACCACCUGAACUAGAUUGGUUCUCUUUUUCUGCAUAUUAACAUUUUACCUAUAAGAGGAGGCUGAUUAGUUAUUUUUUACUUAAAACUGGAACUAGUACUAUUCUGUGCAAUAGCAGGUAGAAAUGAAAAAAUAGUGAUAUUGGAAAGAUUGUAAGAGGAGAGAAUGAGAAAGAAAGGCUUAAGGACAGCCGUUAAAUAUGAGCUAAAGGUCAAUACUGGGAGUUCAAGAAGAAGCCAAUUAACAAAUCCAAAAAGUCUGAGUCCAAGUUUGAGUCAGAAGAAAAGCCAGAAAGUCUAAACCAGUGGUUUCCAAACUUGGUCUUGGGGACCCACAGUGGAUCCAACCAGAUUCACAACCAGUGAUAACUGAUUUCAUUUAAUUAGCUGGUCUUUUUUCUCCUCCCUUGUUCUACAUUCAGAAAGGCUCAGCAGUAUGGAUUUUAAAUUUAUAAGACAUUUAUAAAUAUUUCUGUUUUUGCUCUAGCUUUAAAUGCUUAUCUCUCUUUUGUUGUUUCUAUCAGUUUUCCCCUUUUCAGGUGUAGUGUGCCCCCUUUACUGUAUCUUAAUAAUGACAAUUAAAAACAAGCAGGCCAGACACCUGGAGAGACAACACCGAAGUCUGCAGCUACUUCAGCAUCAUUCCCACUAAAUUAGUAAGUAAUGGACUUAAUAAUUACAUUAUCCCUGUAUAGCAGCUUAAUACAAAAUGUAGCAGUUUUAUAAUUUCUACAUUGACCCAUAAACACAGAAAGUAGGAAUGGACACCUCACUUAAAGAGACUAGGAGUGCAAUUAAAAACCUGCAGCCACAGGGAGUUCCCUGGACCAAGUUUGGGAACCACUGGUCUAAACUAUAAUUAGAUGCAAGUGUUCCCUACAAACAAUGAAAAUCACAAACUGCUUUUAGUUUAAUUUUUAUCCAAAUACUUUGAUGCUUAUAUCUGGGCACCAUCAUAGUUAAUAUGAAAACGCAUGUGACAUCAUGGUGAUGUAAUAUCCUGCCAUGUAAUUAGCAAUGCCCAUUCAAACCACAAACAAGAUGGUAGUGCCAGUGAAAACAAAAUUCAAAAUGGCUGCAGUUGCAAUCAAACUGUUGUGAUCCAUUAACCCGAAAUAGCAAAAGUGGUAUGAGGCCUCCAAUAGCAGGCAGGGAAGCAGGCCAGAAUUCUUACAUGCCAAGAAGUUGAACUAGAAGGCAGCCUGAGUUCCCAUUUUAGUGGCUGGCUUUGGCCUACAUCAUGGCAAACUGCACUUCGCUUCAACAGUUCAAAAAUAAAACAAUACUGACAAAAUUUAGUCCAAGCCCCACCAGAGUGAGGAUGACAGUAAACCUCCAGCUUGUAGAUGAAAGGCCAAACAAUGCAUUUUUCUAAAACGAUAUUUAUUUUAAAAAAAAAUCACAGGAAAUGCUCAAAAGAUAAAAAAAUUUCCAACUAGGCAAUUUUUGGAACAACCAAGUUCCAAACACUAUGCAGAGAUCCCAAGAACAGAUGCUAAAGAGUCAAAAAGUAAAUAAAUAUAAGAAAUUGCAACAGCUAAAAAAGGAAAACUCAACAUCCACCAACUACAUACAAUGUUACACAGAAGGACUGCAGUUCCCAUGAGUCUUUAUAGGGUGGGGAGCAGUCCAUCACUGGAGAUUGACAGGUGGGCCCAUCUCUUGGAAACCAACCACAUAACACAAAAGACAUGGCAGAAUAAGUAAGGGUCCAUACGUAGAAACGAAAAUGAUAAAAAAUAAAUAAUUAUACAAAUAAUAAUAAGCAACUACAAUAACAUAAAUGAUAAUAACCAAAUGACCAAAAUUUACUAGUACAGCAUUUACAAAUUAACAGUAAUUUACACAUAUGCCAGAGUAGCGAUUGUGUCUUAAACGUAAUACAAACAAAUUGGCACCCUGAGAACAAAGCAAAAGCAGCUGUGAAGAAAAUAGCCCGUUUUCAAUCAACCAAGCAAUCGAGCAAUCUACAGUAUACAUCCAUCCACCAAUCGAUUUACCAGAAAGGAUCAAUCUGUUUAAACGAAAAGCUCCUUUCAUACACAACACCAUUAUAGUACACUUUUCAAAGCAUAUACAACAGAAUGCAGAAGCAGCAUCAGAUAAUAAAUUUGACCACAAAAACUCCUUUAAGUAGUUCAGUUUUGUCUCAGCAGAUAGGCCCCAUGGUUGUUGCUGGCGAGAUGAUAAUUCCUUCCAUGUGCACUGUCAAUGAUGAAGUACUGCACUCAAAUGUGUGAUAGCAAUGGCUCCAUAUGGCUAGAGAAAUGCAAGCAAUUUAAUUGGAAAGUGAGCUAAACUUCGCAAAAUAAAUCUGUAAUGACCUCCUUAUGGCAGAUGAUUCUGGUUUAAUUACUAUUCUCAUCCUUCUUGAUCUGAGU
Molecule: messenger RNA, 3922 nt
Organism: Polypterus senegalus (gray bichir)
Lineage: Eukaryota; Metazoa; Chordata; Cladistia; Polypteriformes; Polypteridae
Product: immunoglobulin domain-containing protein
Exons: 5
Coding region: 83-856 (257 amino acids)
Biological process (GO): positive regulation of type II interferon production; positive regulation of mast cell activation; positive regulation of natural killer cell mediated cytotoxicity directed against tumor cell target
Cellular component (GO): external side of plasma membrane
Source: RefSeq, a predicted model, not a curated record